Protopterus annectens (West African lungfish) is the source of this 6726-nucleotide messenger RNA. RefSeq names its product carnosine N-methyltransferase 1 (gene CARNMT1). The transcript is spliced from 8 exons. The record is from RefSeq and is a predicted model, not a curated record. Bases 146 to 1420 code for a protein of 424 amino acids. Gene Ontology annotation, molecular function: S-adenosylmethionine-dependent methyltransferase activity. NCBI's taxonomy places the organism in Eukaryota, Metazoa, Chordata, Ceratodontiformes, Protopteridae.
AACUGCAUUGUACAGUCCUCGGUCUAUCCGUAUCUCUGGUGCUGAUUACUAAGUCUGAUUUUUGCCGCGCCUGUUGAUUUGUGAUGUCUAGGCUCUAACUGUUCCUGUUUGCGAGUACCUCUAGAGGCUACUGAGUUUGGAUACUAUGGCUGAUAUUGUGAGGGUGAGCGAUGUGAAGGUGGGAGGAGAAGCAGCACUGUAUAUUAGACAGCGAUUGAAACAUAGUCCCGAGGAGGAGGAAAGACUGGAAAGGCAGCACUUCUGGAAGAUUAUAAAUGCAUUUAAGUUCUAUAGGAUCCAUAUUCAUGAAAGAGUGAAUCGAGCAGAAAGACAGUUUAAAUCGCUCCCAGAUAACCACCAGAAGAUGCUUCCAAAUUUUCUUCAACAUCUAGAAAAAAUCCGGAAGUGUGCUGAUCACAACCAAGAUGUUCUUCAGGCUAUUGUGAGUGACUGUGUACACAUGUUUGAAAACAAAGAAUAUGGAGAAGAGGAAGAGUAUAGCAGAAUUAGACCAGCUUCUACUUUUGACAUGGAUAAACUGAUUUCCACCAUUAAACAAUUUGUAAGAGAUUGGAGUGAAGCUGGAAAAGCUGAGAGAGAAACUUGCUAUCAGCCAAUAAUUAAUGAAAUUCAAAGGGCCUUCCCAAAAGAGAUAUGGGAUCUGUCAGAAGUGAAAGUACUUGUACCUGGAGCAGGACUUGGCAGGCUGGCAUGGGAGAUUGCUAAACUUGGUUACGCAUGCCAGGGAAAUGAAUGGAGCCUCUUCAUGCUUUUUUCAUCCAAUUUUGUGCUGAACAGAUGUUUUGAAGUAAAAGGGAUGACUCUUUAUCCUUGGCUUCAUCAGUUCAGCAACAAUAAAGCAUCCGCUGAUCAGAUCCGACCUGUUAAUUUUCCAGAUAUUAAUCCACAUGGUCUUCCAUUAGAUUCUAAUUUUUCCAUGACAGCAGGGGAUUUUUUGGAGAUCUACACAGAACUGGAUACGUGGGACUGCAUAGCAACGUGCUUUUUUAUAGACACAGCACAUAAUGUUGUGGAUUAUAUUGAAACAAUCUGGAAUAUUCUUAAACCAGGAGGAAUAUGGAUUAAUCUAGGUCCUUUACUCUAUCACUUUGAAAACAUAGCAAACGAGUUUUCAAUAGAGCUAAGUUAUGAAGAUAUCCGAAGUGUUGUUCUGCAGGUUGGAUUCCAGAUGGAGGUGGAAAAAGAAUCAGUGCCUUCAACUUAUACAGAGAAUGACCGAUCCAUGUUAAGAUAUCUUUAUGACUCUGUUUUCUUUGUGGCUAGAAAACCAGCAACAAAGUCAUUACAAAAUGGUUUCCCGAAAGAAGACAGUGAUAAAAAUGAAACUUCUAUGUCCAGAAUAGAAGUCAGCAGUGCAAUACAUCCUUCAAACGAACCUUUGAAUCGCAUUAAAAGUUAAAGUUGGUGUCUUCUUCGUGGUUGCAGGAUUUGAAAGAGAGAGAAUGUACAUUUUCAUGCAGUCUGAAAAGACAAAGUGGGAAUGUUAAAACACAGAUCUGAGUGCCUGCCUUGUUUACCAUUUCCUGCAUUUGUUUGUAUAACAACAGUAUUAAUGAACUUUAGUCUCUGUUUAAUGUAGGUGGAUGAAAAGGGGAAGACUUACAUUUGUACUUACUUUUUGAUGCACAUACAGUUUCUGUAUUCUGUAAAUACAUUUCUGCUGGUCAGAUAACACAUUCUAGAUGUGAAGGUAAUAAGCUGUAUGUGGAUGCAUAGCUAUUUUAUAUAAAUUAGUUCCCUCCACCCUUCCAUUUUUACUGUGCAUCUGCAUUUAGGUAAAUUAUUGUGUUCAUUGUAUUGUUCGUUGUUGCAGUACUUAUAAUACUGACCUUCUACCACAGAAGGUCUAGCCCAGUUUUCAAGUCUUUUCACUCUUCACCCUCAGGCUGUGAGGGCAUCUUCCCAUCUAGCCAACAAGCAUACCUGUGGUAUAAAAGGGGUGUGAGUCCAUGCCAUUGUUGUUUCUUGCCAAAGUGUGGGAAAGUUCUUGGGUUAAUGCAGGUUCUAGCACUGUUACUAUUUCAGUUUGGCUUGCCUGAUAGAGUAGCCUACUCAUGAAAGUCAUUUCAUACAUUUUUGUGUAUGUUUGCAGCUAAGGACAUUUCAUGUGUCAGGGCUAUAAACAACAGUUUCUAAAGUCAGUUAACUGCUUUACUUGUAAGAAGCAAAUCUUGCACAGAUCCUUUUGUAGUCUGUGCUUGUUUGGCUUAGGUUCAGUAGGUCUCAUCACCUACUUUUUCUAUUGUGUAAGGUUCAACCAGAAUACUCUUGAGCAGAGUGCCAAAUCUCUCCAGGACUGUCUGAACCAGAAAGGGUUGUGCACUUGUCCUGGGCCAUUAUGGUGUCAGCUAAGUCAUCCAUGGAUGUCCUACUCAAAAAACAAAAAAAACUGCCCUAGAGAGGAGUCCUGGGAGGCCAACAGUAUAUCCAUUGAGUUCAAAAAUCCAUCCCAAGCUUGAGAGCAUUGGUUCAUUAAGGUGCUUUUUCAUCCCCCAACUCUUGACACCUGCUUGAACCAACACCUCUGGGGAUGCCCUCCAGGAGACCACCAUGCACUUAGAUUAGCUGAAAUUCUCCAACAGUUGGUCAGUCUGGGCAUGUCUCAGUGGACAUCUGAUUACAUUGCCUGUAUCUUUAGGUCAGUGUUCCUUCAGUUUUUUUUUUUUACACAAGGACAUCCAUGGUACUAAAGUAGAAGUCAUCAGCAUCCGCCAAUAACUAAAGACAUCAAAGGUGGACUUCACUCCCAAAAGCAGGGUAAAGGUAUCCAUGUUUCAGGCAUCCACUAUCUUGCCUCAGUUUGAAUUGGGGCAGGCCUUCCUUCCAUCCCCCAUCCAAGGCCUCUAACGGGACCUGAUUUAGGUGGCUAAGAACUUUGUAAUUUUCCUUAAGAACCUACAGGCAUUGUCAGAGUCACCAUCAGUGUCAUGGGGUCCCUACCUUGAAAAGAAAAAGAACACCCUUCCCCUUCAACUCUCCUGCCCCAAAGAAUCAGACUCCUCUGAUUAGGAUGCAGAUGAACAUGCCUUUGUAGACCAGAUGUUCUCUCCUUUGUUUGACUGAAAUAUUAAGGACACCCUAUCCUUUGUGUCUCCACCAGUGGAUUUCUUAUUUGGGAACACUCUCAGUAGGAUGAAGGAUUUCUUCAAAUGGGGGUCUGAGGAUUACUCUGAUGCCCAGAAAAAGGACAUGACACAUCUGGGUUUACCAAAGCCAAAUCCCUUAGCUGCUUCUCCAGUAGUAUAAGCCUUGAACGAUGCAUUCAGUAAUGCAUCUUUGGAACCAGACUACUAACCCCCUGCUUUCAGAAAGCUUGACUGUUUUUAGGGGGUUGUGGAUCACUCCAAGUAUGUGUACUGUUUUGUGUAAGGGUUCCAUGCCCACAGGCUUGGAAAUUGAAUGCCAUGUCAUUCUCAUGGAAAAGAGGAUUUCUUUGUGCCUUUUCUCCCUUUCCUCUGAUUCGUCAGGUCCUUCUCCAAGUCUAAAAGGAAAAUCCGGAGAUGCGGCUGCUGACCCACUUUUUUGGAGCAAUACAACACUAGUUCUCCUUUCUCUUCAUUCUGGCCAAGCGCAAUCACCACAAAUUACCCCACGGAAUGAACUUGCUGCCACAAGAGGGGCUCCCUCUUUCAUUCAAACUUGUAAAGACUGAACCUGACUCUGUGAGUGGUAGGAUUCUGAUAUACUGUACCAUACAGGCACAUUUUUUUCAAGGCACAGGUAUUAGAGGAGACUAGAAAGCCUGCUAUAAAAAAAUGUUAUGUUUCUAAAUGGAAAACAUUUUCUGUCUGGUGCCAAAAAAAAAACAGGACUCUUGCACAUGUGUAUUCCAGCUAUUCUUUCGUAUUUGUGUGUUGCUUAAUUCAGAACUGGCAUAUUCUUCCAUCAAGACACAUUUGUCGGCCAUAUCCUGUUGUCUGCCAUUGGUUCCACCACUCUGAACAUUUUGAUGACAAGCAGUUUUUGAAAGGCAUCCUAUAUAUCAAGCAACCAAAGAAAUUCUUGCCUCCGCCUUGGGAGAUGAAUUAUGUAUUAGAGAAGCUACCCUUUUCAGGAGUACAUGCUCUAGAUCAGUUGAGCAGAACAGAGGCAAGAUGUCAGAAAGAUUUUGCACCCAGAUACCAGCCACAGGGGCUUGAGCAGCAAAUGCCUUCUCAAUAAACUAGUCAGGUCUUUUUUCAAUGCCUUCCUUCAGUCUCUCUUCUAAUGAUAGUACAGAAGUUGGAGGAGGACAGGCCAAAAAUGAUACUUAUAGCUCCCUUUUGGCCUAGACAGUACUAGUUUUCCCUCAUACUGAGAUAGUAAAUACACAGCUUGCACUGCUGCCUCAGCAUGUGAACCUUUUGACGAUGUCCUUACGCUCUUCAUGUUAGGGUAUAUAUUCGUUACCCCCCUGUUCUGGGUCAAAAGGUUCACAUGCUGACACAGCAGUUUGCACUACUGCCUCAGCAUGUGAACCUUUCGACCCAGAACAGGAGGGGGUGUUACUAAUAUAUACCCUAACAUGAAGACCAUAAGGAUAUCGUCCUUUUUUGGCAGAUAUUUUCUAAUGAUGUACUUUACAUUUUAAGGGAGACUGUGAAACUAAUUACCAGGAAGUAAAACCUAGCAAGAUGGAAAAGAUUUUGCUUUGUUGCCCGAGAGAGGUUCUGGACUUCAAGGACCUCUUAAACUUUUAUAAGUCAGGAUUGUUGUCUUAUGUCUUUGAGAAGUACAUGUGUUUGCAGUCUCAGUCUUCCUUCCUUUCUUGAGAUAGCUCUAUUACAAGUAAAAUAAUUCCUUUUGUGAAUAUUACAUCUGAGCCUCCCCCCACACCACCAAAUAAAAUCUCUUCACCAUGAGACUACAAAAUGUGUGUUAGAAAAGUUAAUGUCGUCACUUUGAUCAGCUGCUGGUCCACCCCUCAAAUAACAGACUUGAAAAGCUGAGUUUUAGUGGAUAUUUUAUCCACUAUAAUGCUAGCAGAACUGCAGGCCCUCAUAGGCAAACGACUCUUCCUUAUCUUGCACAAGAACAUGACACUUCACAUCAAUCGAAUUGCCAUGCCCAAAGUGAUGACAGGUGUUUCUCUUAAUUAGGCCAUUUACCACACUAUGUUGUAUCAUACCCCAUAGAGCCUCAGGAGAAAGGUUCUUGUACACCAUGGACAUGUUUAGGAAACAUAGAUAUUAUCUUGAAAGGAUUAAAAGAGAAAUUAGGUCAGACCGGCCAUAAAUAGGGUAGGGAAAGCAGGCCUGUCUCUAAGUACACCAUUUCUAAAUUCCUGUCUCCCUUGGUGUUUCCUUCUAUCAAUCUUUCUGUGGCAAAAUCUUACCAGGAAGCUCACUCUACAAGAUCCAUAGCAGCCACUAUUGCCUUCCUUAGAUAGGUCAGCACCCAGAUCAUCUUGAAAGCAUCUACUUGGUCAUCUUUCCUCACCUUUUCCAAGUAUUUUUGACCUACACAUUACCUGUAGAUCUAGGGCUGGACUGCCAUACUACAGGUUGUACUACAGUGCACACCUUCCUAAAGCCAGCCACUCACUGGUCCAUAAGCUCUGGGAAUUUUUCUCAAGUGUCAUGUCUACUGUGGCAGUAAUCAAUACAGUAAACAUAGUACAACUGUGUUAUGAACUUAACCGUAAUUGUAGAGGUUUGAGUAUGUUCAGUACUACAGCAAUGUUUCCCUUCCCUCUUCUUCCCUUUCCUGCAGUCAUUCUGGAGUUUAGGUAUGAACUUAGCUGCCUUUCUCCAUGUCUUCAGUCAUUACAGUGCAUCCCCCACUCAGGUUGAUCUGUUAUCUGAAGAGAGAGGUCAAUUUAUUUGGGUUGCCAGUCUUUUUUAUUUUCGGGAGGGGGCAUAUGUCUUUUAGCCAGCUUGUGCUCUGGUUUCAGCCUAGGCCCCUAGAGUUUAAAGGGGCAAGAAAGAACUAAAGAUGGCAUAGACAAACAUCCAUCUUAUACCACAGUUGUGCUGACAUCCAGGUGGGAGGACAUCUAUCCAGCCUGAGGAGGAAGGGUGAAAAGUUCUGGAAGUUGAGCCAGGCCCAAGUAUUAGGUCUUCUGCAGCAGAAGUCCCAACUGUUAUCACUGCUGCAACAGUGUGCCUAGUCAAGCAUAUACAGUUACAGUAAACUCUUAACACAGCUGUACUUUCCCAGACUUCUGGAGUUAGUAAUUUCCUUGUGGGCAUUGCUAGUAUGCCAUUUCUUAAAUGGUGAGGCAAGCCUCAUGAGAAGGCACAGUCCUGUUUCAUAUGAGUCCCAGACAAAUGUGAAAAAACAGUGUACUUAAAAAGCAUAACUGUUACCUGUUAAGAAAGAGCAGGGUAAAGGCAGAAAAACAAGAUAAUAUUCAUGUAUUUGAUUCCGAAAGAUACACAGUACUAAGCCAAAUUCGAGGAGUUCGAAUCUGUGUGUUUGGUGUGUGCACAAGGGGGUUGUCUACUUCUGUAACAUAUAUUUUUUUGUAUGGGGAGGCACAGAGGACUUUUCUGAUAUUGAAAAUAUGUCCAACUUUUGUGUCAUUUGAUGGAGGCUCACUCUGCAAACCUCUGGCUGUUUUGGCAGUUGUAAUUAUAUGUAUAUGUUUAAAACCCAUCAUAACUGAAGUGCACAGUGUGUAAGCAUUGUAAUGAACACGAAAUUAAUAUUUUAACUUCUUUUUAAUAGUGCAUUAAUUUGUUUAAAUGUUACUUUUUAUCAAAUAAAAUUUCCAGUUCAUCUUUA